Molecule: messenger RNA, 5266 nt
Organism: Saccostrea cuccullata (small rock oyster)
Lineage: Eukaryota; Metazoa; Mollusca; Bivalvia; Ostreida; Ostreidae
Product: ephrin type-B receptor 1-B-like
Exons: 19
Coding region: 46-3153 (1035 amino acids)
Biological process (GO): protein phosphorylation; ephrin receptor signaling pathway; axon guidance
Cellular component (GO): dendrite; plasma membrane
Molecular function (GO): transmembrane-ephrin receptor activity; protein binding; ATP binding
Source: RefSeq, a predicted model, not a curated record
AAAUACUACAGCGCAUGCGCCAACUUUAGUAGCAGAAAGUGAAACAUGGCGAAGAGACGGACGGUUUUUUCAGUGGCUCCGUAUUUUAUUGUUUUAAGUUGUUUAUCUACAAUAGGACUAUGCGCUAGAGAAGUUGUUUUAGUAGAUUCUUCCAAAUUUCCAAAUCUAAAGAACUGGACAACACACAUAAAUGAAAAAUCAGAUUCCAACACUGGGUGGAAAGAAGGCAGUUUUAGAGACAACGGGAACAUCAUCCGAAUUUUCUCUUCCUGCUCUGUUAGUAGUUCAACAGUUGACAACUGGUUAAGGACUCCUUAUAUCCAUCGACAAGGAGCCAACAGUCUACGCAUAGAAAUCCGAUUUUCCAUGCGGCGUUGUGUUCAACAUUCAGAUCCAAGCACCAUCAAACAGUGCAAAGAAACUUUUAAUUUGUAUUACUAUGAAGCUGAUGAUGACAUUGCAAAUGCACACAUGCCAACAUGGGACUCAGUGUCAUAUACACACAUUGAUAAAAUCGCAGCAGACAAUUUAUAUGACUCAAACUCCAACAUCCAACUUAACACUGAAGUUAGGGAUGUACCCUUAACCCCCGGAAUGGGAGGUGUAUACAUUGCAUUUCAGGACCUCGGAGCAUGUGUCACUUUGAUCUCUGUAAAAAUUUCAUACAUUAUGUGUCCGAAUAUCACCGUCAAUUAUGCAUUCUUCCAAGAAACCCCUGUUGGUCGAUUGAACCCUGGAUUUGAGGAACACACCGGGGUCUGUGUAGCAAAUGCCGCGGAAAAGACCCGCCCCAAGUAUCUGUGUCGGAGUGACGGGAUGUGGACCUACCCCACAGGGCUGUGUCAGUGUCUAUCUGGCUAUGAGGGGCAAGGAGGAACAGCGUGUGUGGGAUGUAGACCUGGUUUCUUCAAGUGGCUCCUGGGAAAUACUCCAUGCAUUCCAUGCCCCUCUAACAGUUAUACCAAUGUCCCGCGGUCCGUGGAGUGUACGUGUGCGGACGGCUACUACCGCAAUCCCAUGGACAGCAAAAACUCCUCAUGUACCCAGCCACCAUCAAAGCCUCGUAAUUUAGUGGCUGAGGAGAUAACCCAUAAUUCCAUUACCUUAUCGUGGAUACCUCCUCAGUCAGACGGAGGGAGAAAAGAUGUCCGCUACAGGGUAGCCUGUACACCUUGUGAGAGUGUGUCCUUCCAUCCAGGCUGGGAAAACAUCAAUCAGACAAGGGUAUCAAUCACGGGAUUGACCUCCAGCACCAAGUAUAGCAUUAGAGUGUCUGCCAUAAAUGGCGUCAGCAACCAGAGCAACAUUCCAGUGGAGUUUGACGAGGGACAGUACAUGACCAAGGCCAGCACCCAGACCAUCGUCAACUUCCAGAUCAGUAAUCGCGGACAGACAGAAAUCACAGUCACCUGGGACAUUGCCCCUAACAUCAGAAACAAGGUUAUGUUCUACCAGGUCCGCAGUGCUCCCAGACUGGGAAAUGGUAUCAUCUUCCUGAAGAAUAUAUCGGCCAACCACCAGAAUUAUACAUUUAAGAAUCUCAACUUAGGAGCUGAGUACAGUCUUCAGGUGAGGUGCUAUCAGGUGGAGAAAGGAUGGGGGGACUUCACACAGCCAAUUAACGUCAUACCAGGAGAACCAAUCGGUAGAUAUGAUGGUAUGGGGCAGUCUGAAAGAGGAAAGAAGGAGAUAGAUCCCCCCCAGCAGCUGUCUGUUGGGAUCAUCAUUGCAGCUGUCCUAGCGGUGAUACUCUGUAUGGCCAUCGCUACCGGCAUGAUAGUCAUCCUCAUCAAGAGAAAUCAACGAGACAGUCAAAAUGACAAGAGCUGCGGAGAAUACGACCCCCAGUACAAUCCCGGUGAGGUUCUCCAUUGCCCCCCUUUGGAGCCCCAUAUGAAUGGUGGAUUGACCAUGCCGUUGUUUCCUCCCAAUGAUUGUGUCAAAUCUUAUGUUGACCCCCAUACUUACGAAGACCCAAACCAAGCGGUACGAGAGUUCACGCGAGAAAUUGACGCCUCCCACAUCACCAUUGAAUCCGUCAUUGGAGGAGGAGAGUUUGGUGAUGUCUGCAAAGGAAAACUACGCAAUCCUGUAAAGCCUGAAAUGUCGGUCGCAAUAAAGACUUUGAAACCCGGCGCAACAGACAAAAACCGUUUAGAUUUUCUGACGGAAGCCAGCAUAAUGGGACAGUUUGACGAUCAGAAUGUUAUAUUUCUAGAAGGAGUUGUCACAAAAAGUCAUCCCAUUAUGAUUGUCACAGAAUAUAUGGAAAAUGGAUCUCUUGACACAUUUUUAAGAAACAACGAUGGGAAGUUUACAAUCAUGCAGUUAGUAGGAAUGAUGAGAGGGAUCGCGCUAGGAAUGAGAUAUCUCUCCAACAUGGGAUAUGUACACAGAGACUUAGCUGCCCGGAAUAUUCUGAUAAAUGGGAAUCUGGUCUGUAAAGUUGCCGAUUUCGGAUUGUCCAGGGAAAUCGACAUAGACACUACUGAUGGGGCUUACACAACAAAGGGUGGAAAAAUUCCAGUUAGGUGGACAGCUCCAGAGGCCAUUGCCUUCCGAAAGUUCACGUCAGCCAGCGAUGUUUGGAGUUACGGGGUGGUGAUGUGGGAGGUGGUUUCCUACGGUGAGAGACCGUAUUGGAACUGGUCCAAUCAAGACGUCAUUAGAGCCGUUGAUCGGGGUUACCGACUUCCACCACCUAUGGACUGUCCCGAGGCACUUCAUCAGUUGAUGUUGGACUGCUGGCAGAAAGAGAGAGGAAACCGACCCAAGUUUGACAUCAUUGUCAAAAGUCUGGACAAAUUUAUCAGAGCUCCAGAACUCCUCAGAAAAAUUGCAAAACCCAGGCCUGAAUUCUUAAUGGACACAAAUCAUCGCACUAUGCCCAUGAAUCGACAAGGAGAAGUUUCUAAUUUCACCAACGUUGAAGGUUGGCUUAUAUCCAUCAAAAUGGAAAAAUACAUUGACAAUUUCCUCAACUGUGGUUAUAGGACAAUGGACCAAGUGUUGAAAAUCACUCAACAAGACUUAGAACAAAGAGUAGGGGUCACAUUAAUAGGACAUCAAAAGAAAAUCAUGAACAGUAUCCAAACUCUGCGUGCACAACGAUUCGGACAAUUCUCUCAAAUGUCGGAUGGAUUCCUCGUAUAGUCCUGUGUGUGCUUGCUUUUACUUAGUGCGCUUGUUAUUACUGAAAUUAUUCCUCAGUUUGUGAUGUUGACUUCUUGUGCAAUUUUUCUUGUCCAGACGAGGGAGUUGUAUGAUCAAUCAAAAAAUACAACAACAAAUCAGGACUGCAAGUGCUGCCGCCUGUGUAUCAAUGAGAGAGAAGAGUUGUCCCACACCGUACCGCAAAAAAAAAUUUUUAUCGGUUUUUCUCAUGUUUUUGCAUAAUGACUAUUCUUUUAGCAUCCUAAGGAUGGCAUUGUUUGAGUGUUUGCUAGAGUGAGAGAAAUAAACUAGUAAGGUUGUGAGAUGAAUUUCUACCUAGUUAUAUGUGCUAGAGAUUUAUUUGCUCAUUGAUAUUUUUUUUUGGUCACACCUUGACAGUAUGCAAUGUAAUUGGCUGUCACUGAUUAGCAAAUAUUCCAGCACCGUUGUUUGACUGCAGGUUCAGCGUGAUGUUUUGUAUGAUGUACAUGUGUGAACGAUUGGUGAUCGUGUGUAUGUCUGUAUGUGUUUGGUACCAGUGUAACUGGAGAGUGUUUCAUUAUUAUUUAAGUCAAAAAAACUGUGUAUCAGUAUUUAUAUCAUAAAACACGUUUAUUUUGUCAACACUGAGAAUUACAUCAUAUGUCUCAAUACUUGGUCAUUUUUAAGUUUCUAUAACUUUUAUUCCAAAACUUAUAAUGUGACAGUGGAUUAAAUAUUUGUUCUGUUUUAACAUGUAAGUUUAUAACUUUUUUUUACAUUCUUUGAAGGUGAUAGUGCAGUUCAGUUGGGUGUUCAUUUUUUAAAAUUCUUUUUAAGGUGCUUAUAGUAGGAGUCAAGAUAUUUUAUGUUCGGUUUGUUUCUAUGCAACAUUUGAACCAUUCCAUUGACAAGUUAUUCCCACUUAUGCCAACAGGACUCAAAGUCUGCAUGUCAUGUUUACCUGUUGCACUCAUUGUUUUUCUGGUCAGUUAAGAAAGCAUAUGUUGAUUCCGUAGGAGUGUUUGCCCACCCCAGAUGAAGUUUUUAUCAAACAACAAAUUAUAGUACCAGUACAUAUCAAUGUUAAUUAAAAAUCUUUUGAAAUUAUAUGAAAAAAACUAAUUUUCAAACCCUACACUGAACAGUUAAGGAGAUCUAUUCCUCAUUUUGUUAGAUCCUCCCCUGAAUACUUUACAAUUCUUACAUCCACCACUCCCACCCACCACCACUUGUAUAGUAACCUGUGUAGUUCAUUAUUUGUAGAUCAUUUUAUUUUGACUGUAUAUAAUUUGUAAAUUCCAAUAGUGCUGUAUAUAGAUACGCAAAGUGAAGACUUAAUGAUGCUGAAUGCAAAAAUGAAACAAGGAAAUCUCAAAAACAGAAGUAGUGUUUUCUUCUUCAUGCAAUACUUGUCAACAUUUUUAAUAAAUCUUCUUUUAAUUGAAUGUUUAAAUGUUUUUUGUUCAAUUAUUUUGUUACUGAUUUAUUUUAUUACUAUGAGUAGCCUAAGCCACCAUCUUUAUUUAUAAUAUUGAAAGUUGAAUGUUUACAAGAUAAAUUAUUUUAAAGUUUAAGGCUGUAAAAUUUAUUUUGUGUAAGAGAAAUCCUUUUAUGUCACUGUUUCAUUUCAGUUUUAAGAAAUCCCAAUAAUUGUUAAGAGUUUGAUUUUGAAAAGAUGUAGUCCAAAUUGUACAAAUCGAAAAAAAAAAAUCAAUAAUUUUUAAGAAUGUUUGUAAAUAUGUUUUGGUGUCAAUUUUAACAUCAUUCACAAAUCAUUGCUUCUAUGAAAUCAUAUCUGAAAUUAAAUUGGUGCUGAAUUUACAAGUUUAUAUAUACAUGUAUAUUUGAUAUUGAUAGCUAAUCCAUUAUAGUUUUACCUCUUUAGUGUACAUUUAACUAAAUCUUUUCUUGCUUCUUUCAAUUCUUUUCCUUUAAGUCUGUAUUUUUAAAAACUGUAAUGGCUUAAAGUUGCGAAGUCAAACAAGUGAUGAAAUAAUGUUGUAUACACUCACUUCAGAGUGUCUGUAUGUUUUUUCUUCUUGAAAAGACAAUUUUGAAAGCAAUAUGGUUCCAUGACUGCUAGAUGUUCAGAAGUACACAAGAUAUCACAAUAAAUAUGUAUAAAAGCUGA